This is a messenger RNA of Ectocarpus siliculosus, 1527 nucleotides long. Lineage: Eukaryota; Phaeophyceae; Ectocarpales; Ectocarpaceae. The record is from the annotation of a GenBank genome assembly.
AUGGAAGUUGACGGCAUGGAUGAGCAGCAAGCGCGACAAAGGCUGCUGGAAGGGGGAUACUUUGUGGCUCUGGGGGUACCGCCCGGCGUGGAGUUCGGAAUCGAUCUCAAGAGCUACAAGACCGGGCCGCAAUUCAAGGGGGUGAAGAUGAUCCCGCCUGGGCUGCACUUCACACACUUCGGCACCGGAGAGGGCGAGAAGCAGGGAAUUUUCUUUCGAAGCUCGGCUGGAUCGGUUGCGGCGACACAGUGGGACACAAGCGCGGAGGAUCUGGUUGAUGCUCAGACGUGCCUACCCGAUGGGGCUGUUCGAGCUCUGCGGGAGUCGGUGCUGCGGCUGGAAAUGGACAAAAGUCUGGGGCCUCACCCUUUCGAGCAGCAAGCGGCAUGGUUGAACCUGACCAACUGCGUCACGGAUUCCGUGCUCGAGAGGUGCGGCGUACCCGUCGGCGCCAAGGUCCUGGCGGGUUCCUCCGCGGCGGAGCCCGGCGAACCGGGAGGCGAAGGCGUUCCGCCCGGGGGCGGUGUAGAAGAGAGCAAAGGGGACGGUGGUAGUGGUGGUCGCCAGCGGGGAAGCAGGCGGGGGAUGGGAGCGGCGGCGUCGGCGGCGGGGAUGGCCGGGCGGCAGAUCGUGCCGCACUUCCCGCACGUUGGGAGGGUGGCCCGGUACUGCGAGGUUCCGAACCGAGCGCAGGGCCCUGAAAAAAAUGCCAACCCGGAGGAUGUGACGAAGCGCAACAUGGAUGGGAGCGAGGCUCUGCGGAUGUGGAUCGCCACUGACUUCGGCGGUAGCUGGGUGGAGCUGCUGGGGGAGCUGCAGCUGUCUUUCGUGUUGUUCGUGUCGCUGUCGUCUCUCGGAGGGUUUCGACACUGGCAGGCGUUGUCCGCCCUGCUUUGCCGGUGCGGGGACGCGCUCAAGACAGACCCCGCCCUCUUCACGGCCUUUAUCCGGAUGCUUCACGCGCACCUUAAGCUAGUUCCGGAGGACUUCUUCGACGUGGAGCUGUCCAAGGACAACUUUUUGGUGCCGUGUCUCUCGGCGCUUCUCCAGAAUGUUUUGCCCGACGAGUCUCUCGCGCCGCCCCUGCUCGAUGCCGGCAAGAGGCUGCUUAAGUUCUUGCAGCAACGGUUCGGGCUGUUUCUUUCCGGCAGCCAUGCCAGCGAUGGUGACGACAACGGCAUCAGGGGGAGGAGCGGAGGAGCAUCAGCAGCAGCAUCUAUGUUAUCGCAUUCACUCAGCGGCGGUGAGGAUGGACGGAGUUCGUUCGCGGAUCCAGCGGCGUUCUCGGAAGGGGCCAUGGAGGCCAUGAAUGCUGGGGACAGCAACCAGGCCGGGGGCGUGGACGGGCUGAGCUUGAUGCAGCUGGAGCUUAGCGAAGAAGACCAGCCGGCGGUGGUGCCAUAUGACGAGGUUCUUCGACACUCGAACCUAGCGCUAACGUCCACGAGUCGACAACAACAACCACAAUCACCUCUGGAAGGAAGUCUACACCCCAUCCCGUUCAUGGGCAUAGCAUUGUUUUUGUAG